UUUAGUGUGGGUGUCCUGCUUUAUCAGAUCAGCACCCUUAUUCUUUUGCAGGAAGCUUGCUGCUUGCUGUUACCAAAACGCGUGGCUCCUUUGUGUAUAGCUGCUUCUGGUAAUGAUGAUCAAUGUGAAGCCAAGUCCUGCAGUUAAGUUCUGGGCAGUUUUUAAAACAUAACAGACACCCCUUUGCUGCAAGAUCAUCACACAAGACCCUCUUGGACUUUUUAUCGUCUCUCCCCAAGCCUGCUUUUUUUGUUGUUGUGAAAACAAAUUGUCUGCAGGAAAAACCAACUAAAAGCAGCCUCCCCUGUUCUAUUCUGCAACUUUUACCUGCUGAACCUGAGACUUAGAGAGAAUUUUUGCAUGCUGAUAUUAUAGAACUGGGCAAAACUGCAACUUGACGAGACCAAUUAAAACAUGGAUGUAAGGUUUUAUCCAACAGCUGCUGGUAAUGCUCUGGCUGGAGGAGAUGCAUCUAAUCUGGACUUUUCCCAGUGCUUAGACUACUAUACUUAUAAGUUUGGAAAUAAUAACUAUAUGAAUAUGGCAGAAGCAAAUAAUGCAUUUCUCAAUGCAAAUGAGACAUUCCACACUCCAAGUCUAGGAGAUGAGGAGUUCGAGAUUCCACCCAUAACACCACCUCCAGAAACAGAUCCUACACUCAGCAUGACUGAUGUCCUACUGCCUUUUCAAAUGAUGGGGGAAGCAUUGGCUGCUCAAGGAAACGAAUUUGCACCUCAAUUUCCACCUCAGAGUCUAGACCUACCUUCUAUAACUAUCUCAAGAAACAUAGUGGACCAGGAGGGUACAUUACAUAGCAAUGGUCUGACAAUGGACCAAAGACAGGCCCAGAUGUCUCAAUAUCGACAAGAUCACUCCUUAAUCAUGAGAUCAUUGGUUCAUAUGACAGAUGUUACACGUGCUGGAAUAAUGUCUCCUAGUCAACUAACCACCAUCAACCAAUCACAGCUCAGUGCUCAAUUGGGACUCAACAUCGGUGGCACUGUCAUCCCACAUACAUCUCCCUCUCCACCUGCAAGCAAAUCAGCUACUCCAUCUCCGUCUAGCUCUGUCAACGAAGAGGAUGUGGAUGAUACAAACAGAACAAUCGGAGAGAAAAGAGCUGCUCCAGACUCUGGCAAGAAACCAAAGACCCCAAAGAAGAAGAAAAAGAAAGAUCCAAAUGAACCUCAGAAGCCAGUGUCUGCCUAUGCAUUGUUUUUUAGGGAUACACAGGCAGCAAUCAAAGGCCAAAAUCCAAAUGCUACUUUUGGUGAGGUGUCAAAAAUUGUGGCCUCAAUGUGGGACGGCUUAGGUGAAGAGCAGAAACAGGUCUAUAAACGAAAGACAGAAGCUGCCAAAAAAGAAUAUUUAAAAGCUCUUGCGGCCUACCGAGCAAGUCUUGUGUCUAAGGCUGCUGCUGAAUCUGCUGAAGCUCAGACAAUACGCUCAGUCCAGCAAACCUUGGCAUCAACAAACUUAUCAUCUAGUCUCCUUCUGAACAAUUCAUUAUCUCAACAUGCAGCAGUGUCUGUUGCAGCACAGAAUCUUCAGCAAUCGCUCCCAAGAGCCAUUGCCCCCAAACCUUUGACCAUGAGAUUACCUUCAAGUCAGAUUGUGACUUCAGUCACCAUUUCACCAAACAUGACCUCUAGCAUGGGUACUCCUUUAAUGAGCUCGAUGGGUGCACCAAUGGUAGCCAGUCCUCCUUCUUCUCAAGUGAGUCCAUCCAUGCAGAGUCAGCAGCAUCAGAUUCAGCAGUUGCAGCAACAGCAACUUCAACAAAUGCAGCAGCAGCAGCUGCACCAGCAUCAAAUGCACCAGCAGAUCCAGCAACAAAUGCAGCAGCAACAUUUUCAGCAUCACAUGCAGCAGCAACUACAGCAGCAACUACAGCAGCAGCAACAACAGCAACAAAUGCAACAGCAACUUCAACACAUACACUUACAGCAGAUGCAACAGCAGCAGAUGCAGCAAAUGCAUCAUCAGUCUCAAAUGUCUCCACAGCAGCAGUCACCUGCCACUUCCCAGUCUGGGGUACCUACCCAGAUUGCAUCACCCAUUCCCCAUAUCGGUAGCCCACCCCCAGCAUCCCAGCACCAUCAGCCAUUGUUACAGUCGCAGGCACAGACUCAAGUGUUGUCUCAAGUCAGUAUUUUCUAAUUAUCCAGUGGAUUCAUUAAAAACAAUCAUCUCUGUAAGGGAAGAUGUGUAUGCUGUAACAUUUCUUAGCAGGUUAUGCAAAUAUGCAUAAUGGACAGAGGGAUUCUCUUAAGUGUCUAUUAGAUAGGCAAUAAAGAACUACUAUGUAAUGGUGUAUCAUAUUUUAGCAUCCUAUAAAUGAGCUCUCUGGAAAGUAAAGAAAGAUGACAUUUUGUUUUUCCUGUGAUGCAUUUGCCUUUUUUAAUUUAUUGAACAUUUUUUCCUAAAACAUGUGAAACGCGUGGUCUUAAAAGCCACCUAAAAAAAAAAUCACUAGAACCUGCAGACUUUCAGCUAAAGGUUUGAAUUCUCACUGUGCAUUCUCAUGAGGAUCGUAAUGCAUUGUAAGCAUAUGAAACUCACAAAGACUUAACACGCAGUUGUAACUACCUGUAAAGUGAUAAUGUCACAAUCAUGCAAGUGCAUUUGUAUAACAUAUGUAGUUAAUGGCAUUUUUGUCAUAAGAUAUAAUGUAAAUUAAGGAUGUUUGCCAAAGUUUUUUUUUUCCAUUUGUCUAUGCUAAAACAAUUCUCAUUACCAACCAAACUUUGAUUUUCUAAUACACUGUAACAGUAUGUCGAUUGGUUCUGUGUCCCUACCACAUACAUUCUGAUUAGAUCAAAAGAAAUGUGAAUAUGAUGUUUAAGUGACACUUUUCUUAUAAAACAAUGUAUUUUUUAAAGGGAGAUGCACUUAAAUGGUUAUUAUAAGAGCAAAGGUUAAUUAGUGCUACAAGUACUGUAAUACCGGUAGAUUAUUUAAAAGGGUACCCUGAAUAAGGUGUAUAUAUUUUCUUUUGAGUUGUACGUUUUAAUAAUUUGUUGUAAAAAGGUUUUCACAAGCAAGGCUUUAAUGUAACAUUGUUACAGAAUCCCAUUAAUUGCUACAUCGCUUCUUGUGUUUUUAAGCUGUUUUAUACUUUUUUAUGAGUUCUGAUAGCAGCAGUUAAGUUGUUUGUAUUUUUGCUUAACUGAAAAAAAUGCUUUUAUCUUGCAAUAGAAUAAACACAUUUCUGUAAAGGUU
Pelobates fuscus (common spadefoot toad) is the source of this 3222-nucleotide messenger RNA. RefSeq names its product TOX high mobility group box family member 3 (gene TOX3). Gene Ontology annotation, biological process: regulation of transcription by RNA polymerase II. Gene Ontology annotation, cellular component: nucleus. NCBI's taxonomy places the organism in Eukaryota, Metazoa, Chordata, Amphibia, Anura, Pelobatidae. The transcript has 7 exons. The coding region runs from base 415 to 2160 and encodes 581 amino acids. Gene Ontology annotation, molecular function: chromatin DNA binding. The record is from RefSeq and is a predicted model, not a curated record.